AUGAUAGAGCACAUCGCGAGUCCGGAGGACCUCUCGUUGACGGACCUGGUGCGGCACAGGCUGCCCGACCGCUUCAUGACCAUCGGCUUCUACGUGCGCGCCUUCGCCAUGUACGUCAUACCGGUCUGCCUGACGCCGCUGCUGUGGCAACGCUCGGCCGAAAGUCACUGCGCUUUCAUCGUCCUCUACGUACUUUUGCUCUGGCUCUUCCAGUCCAUCCCACCAGCCAUCGUGUCGUUCCUCCCAAUAAUUCUGGCGCCAGCGUUUCUCAAUUACUCAACUUCCGAGCUUCUGGAGUACUACACCUCCGAAACGAUGCUGUUGUAUGUGGGGUACGCUCUCGUGGUGCACGGAGUCGAAGCGACCAAUCUGCACAAGCGAGUCAUCCUGACGUCGCUGCUGGUGUUCGGCGGCAAGUCGGGCUUCAUCAUCGGUGGCUUCGUCAUCACCACCAUACUCGUUUCGAUGUGGACCAAUGCCGUGCGCACCGCCGCCAUCGUGCUGCCCAUCGCCAUGGAAGCGUUGCAGCACAUCCAGGACAACCGGUUGUUCCACCUGCUCGAGCUGCGCACGCGCUACGUGCGCCGUACCGCAGGCAUCGGCACACCCAUCAUGGAGGCCCGCUACCUCAUCGAAGGCGGUGUCGUCAUGCCGGACGUGAUACGCAUCCUGAGCGAGUUUUUUACCGUCAAGAAGGGCCUGCUCAUCGGCAUCUCGUACUCUGCCGUGCUGGGAAGCAUGGGCUCCGUGGUCGGCUGUGGCGGCAACCUGUUCGUCAAGGCCUUCCUGGAGCAGAUGUACAACUACCGCCGCAUCACCAUUUACCAGUGGGUUCAGUGCCACUUGCCCCUGACAGUGCUCUGCUCGUUCCUGCUGUGGUUCGUGCUGUCCGUGUGCUACGCGAGCGACGUUGUGUCCAGCGAUCACAUCUCCAAGCGGGCCUUCGAGGACAUCAUCUACCGGCACUUCGCCGAGCUGGGAGCCGUCAGCUUCACCGAGAUGGCAACCAUCAUCACCUUCCUUUGCAUGGCCGCGGCCAUCGUCGGCUCGCACCACUACGCCGAAGCGCUGAAUAUCGAGGCCGCAGAGUCCACCUUUAACGAGACGGCGUGCAUCUUCUUCUUGGCCUUUGUCCUGCACGCGGUGCCCAGUAUCUACUACUAUCGGCGCGGCCGGUCGCGACGUCGCUUUCGCAGCGAGACGGCGCACCAGGCCGUCAAGAAGAUCUCGUGGGCCUUCGUCAUCACCAUGGGCGCCGGCGUGUGCGUGGCCAAGCUCAUCGCGCACUAUAACCUCCAGCAGUUCUUCGACUGGUUGCUGCCGCACCACACCAUCACGUCGGCCUUCUACCUGCAGCUGCUGGUCGCGUUCGUCGCCCUACUGCUGGCCGAGAUCAACAACUCGCUGAACAACAUCGUGAUCUUCGCGCCGCUCAUCUGCCACAUUUCGGACGCGCUCAAGGUGCACCCGUUGUACCUGCUCAUGCCGUUCACCUUCAGCUGCUACUUCGGCUUCAUGGCAUCCACUGCAACACCCGUGAGCGAGUACGUCACUGACUACGGAGACCUGCUCGAGGCCGAGUUCGUCCUGCCCGGCAUCGCCAUGAAGAUUGGCUGCGUGCUGAUCGUGCUACUGGCGUACAACACGUGGUGCUGGGACUACCUCUAUCUCAAGGAGGCCAUCGGGCCGCUUACCAAGCGGAACCAGACGGCGCCGGAGGUCUAG
Molecule: messenger RNA, 1725 nt
Organism: Dermacentor silvarum
Lineage: Eukaryota; Metazoa; Arthropoda; Arachnida; Ixodida; Ixodidae
Product: solute carrier family 13 member 3
Exons: 3
Coding region: 1-1725 (574 amino acids)
Biological process (GO): monoatomic anion transmembrane transport; citrate transport
Cellular component (GO): membrane
Molecular function (GO): succinate transmembrane transporter activity; citrate transmembrane transporter activity
Source: RefSeq, a predicted model, not a curated record